Messenger RNA from Diatraea saccharalis (sugarcane borer), 3224 nucleotides. NCBI's taxonomy places the organism in Eukaryota, Metazoa, Arthropoda, Insecta, Lepidoptera, Crambidae. The record is from the annotation of a GenBank genome assembly.
CACACACAUUACCACCGAUCGCUAGACCGGUCAUUCUUGCGUUCUAAACAUUGAUUAACUCUAAACUCUGCCGAAGCUAAUUACAAUGAUGGCUACGUAACAUAAACUCGUUACCAUUUAUUACCGAUAAAUUAGAGUUUGUGGAAUCAGGCCCUGGAAUAAACAGUGUACGGUUAAUAAAAAUGUGCUUUAAUGUAUAUACUAUUGUGAAUAGUUAUGGCUGUGAAUAUUCUGUUUGUGUUUGCGUUAUUAGUGUCAUGUGGAUUUGCAGAAGAAUUUAAAAUAGGAGGUAUAUUCUACCAAAAUGCAGAAGACGCCAAAGUAGCGUUCAGCAUGAGCGCUAAGAUGUAUAACUUCACCCCUAUUAUAAGGGAGGUAUCAAAAAAAGGGGAGUUCCUCGAACUGAGCCAACACGUAUGUUCACUUGCGGAGGAAAGCGUCAUCGGUAUAAUAGAUGGGAUCGGUGGACGCUCCAGUAAGAUUAUCCAAGCACUGUGCGACACCAUGGAAUUACCUCACGUCGUCAUAAAACAUGACGUCAUCUAUACAAAGAACUGGUCGCUUCUGAAUCUGUAUCCCAGUCCGGUGGCGUACAAUAUGGUAUUAGAGAAAUUGAUAUUGCAAAAAGAAUGGAGAAACUUCACAUUGGUUUAUGUCAGAGGUAACAGUUUGUUGCGUUUACACAAUUUGCUGAUGAUCGGAAACGAUACGAACAAAUAUGCUGUUUCGGUAAGAGAAUUGGAUGGUUCAGAUUACAGAGAUGUACUUAUAAACGCCAAGGAAAACGGUUAUACUAAUUUUGUAAUGGAUUGCCCCUCACGGUAUUUGGAGCAGUUGUUGCGACAUGCCCAACAAGUGGGCUUGAUGGCUGAAGAACAUUCUUAUAUCAUCAUAUCGCCUGAUUUGUUCACGUUAGAUCUGGAGAGGUACAGAUAUUCGGGUGUCAAUAUGACAGGCUUCCGUUUAAUGAAUCUGCAGUCAAAUGAUCGACUUUGGAACUUCACAUACCAAUUCAACGUGGAGACUGGCAAAUCUUUACAACCUGAAGAGAUCAAAACUGAGCUUGUGUUGAUUCAUGAUGCAAUGCAAGUGUUCUCUGCAGCCUUAGAGAAGUUGAUAAACGUUCAAACUCAGUCGUUGAGCUGUGAGAACUACGAUGCUUGGAUGUAUGGUUCAUCACUGCUAAAUUUUAUGAGAACGAAUAAAGUUGAAGGCCUAACAAGAGCGUUACUUUUCAACGGUGAAGGCCUGCGCUCUGAAGUUACAUUUGAUGUAUUAGAAUUAACCUCAUCGGGAAACCAGACAAUUGGAUACUGGAAAUCUAACGAGUUAACUAUAGAAAGGCCAUUUAUUCCGGAUACAGAAAUAAUUGAAGAAUCAGUAUUGAGGAAUAAGUCCCUGAAAGUUCUCAUCGCUCUGACGCCUCCAUAUGCCUACAGAAAAGAAUCCGACGUAAAAUUAGAAGGCAAUGACCGCUACGAAGGAUUUACAAUAGAUCUAAUAGAUAAAAUUGCGGAUAUCCUCGGAUUCAGUUAUGAAUUCGAAAUCGAGGGUGUUUACGGUAAACUAAACCCAGAAACUGGCAAGUACACUGGUAUGGUCCUUCAACUAAUGGAAGAGAGAGCAGACUUAGCGAUUUGUGACUUCACAAUGACAGUAGAACGACAAAUGGCUAUUGACUUUUCCACGCCGUUUAUGACGACAGGUAUCGCUAUAUUGUAUAAACAACCAAGUAAACAGCCUCCCGCAAUGUUCUCCUUUAUGGAGGUUUUCUCCAAAGAGGUUUGGUAUUACAUGGUGCUGAUACAGCUGGGUUUGGGUGUGAUCAUGAUAUUUGUGGGUCGCAUCUCCAACAAGGAAUGGCAGAACCCCGUGCCUUGCAUCGAACAACCAGAAGAACUAAGCAAUCAGUUCAGUUUCGCCAACUCCGUUUGGCUUAUCAUUGGUUCAGUGAUGCAGCAAGGUUCAGAAAUUGCACCUAUUGCAUUAGCCCCGAGAAUGAUUACUAGCAUAUGGUGGUUCUUCACCAUGGUAAUGGUAGCGUCAUAUGUCGGCACAUUGGUCGCGUUCCUUACAGUUGAAAAGAAUGUGAUGCCGUUCAAAACACCUGAAGACCUUUUUAAACAAAAAUCAAUUUCUUAUGGUGCAAAGAUAGGCGGGUCUACUAUGGAUUUUUUCAAGGGGGCUUCAAAUGAAAUAUACAAGAAAAUGUAUCAAAAAAUGAUGGCAAAAGGAUGGGCGGUGAGCAGUAAUGACGCAGGUGUCGAACUAGCAGAAAAUUCAACUUAUGCAUUUUUGAUGGAAGGAGCGUCCAUAGAAUAUUAUACAGAGAGACAUUGUGAUUUACUGCAAGUUGGCAACUUGCUUGACCAAAAGAGCUAUGGCAUUGGAAUGAAAAAAAAUUCACCAUAUAAAGUUCACAUUGAUGAUGCACUCCUCAAAUUGAAAGAGAGAGGCGAAUUGCAAAAGUUAAAAGAUAUUUGGUGGAAAGAAAAGCGUGGUGGAGGAAAAUGUGAGGAAAAACACGAAGACACUGCGAAGCGAUUGGAAAUGAAAAAUAUGUCAGGUGCCUUUGUGGUACUAGGAGUGGGCUGUCUCAUUGGCCUCGGUAUUUCUACCCUCGAUAUGCUCUGGGGUGUCUUCAAACGUUCCGUCAAAUAUGGCACCACUUUCAAAUAUGAAUUGAUCGAGGAACUUAAGUUCGCUCUUAAGUUCAGUGGUGACGUGAAACCAGUGAAGCGACCUCCAAAAACGGAUGAUGGAAGUGCUCAAGUAUUAGCUGAUCCAGAAGCGAAGGACGAGAUCAAAUCAUUGAAAUCACAUUUCUCUGGAAGAUCCACUUCAACACAUAAGACACACCACUCUCAUAGCUCUAAGCAUUCUUCUAAUGGUCUCAGUGUCGCAUUUGCUAGGAGACGAGAGUAUACGUAAAAGUUAUAGCUAUUUAAGACCAAUUUAUUCAUAGAGAUACACACACGAAAUUCAUUACCAAAGUAACAAGACAAAAGUAUUAAGAAAGCAGGUCUUCAAGUAAAUACUAUGAACGGUACGUAACAGUAUAUUAGGUUAUAACAUAAUAUAUUAUCUACGAUUAAUUAUAAGCUUAAUGAUAUAUUAUUAUUAACAUUUUAAGGUUUGAAACUGAUGACAGAAUUCAGUCAAUGUUGUACAACCUGCGGUGCUAUUGUCUGUUCAUACUGAUCUGUUAUCUAUACUUAUAUUAU